GUUUUAGCACCAGAUUAUGAAUCAAGGCUAAAGGAUCAGUUGAUCACUAAUGCUGGUGUCUACACAGUGCAUUUAGAAUCUUCCCAACAUCUUGAAUAUGGAUGAGGAACUGGGUGAUCAGAACCAUCACUUCAGUGAGCAUGAUUUAGAUGCAAUCACCAACAAGAUCAGUGACCUGGGCAAAUGGAGAGAAAUCUUCAGUCAACAAGGAUUACAAUUCAAGGAUACUGUGGUGAAGAAGUAUCCAGACUGCCGUAAGGUUGAGGAUGACAGUGAAGAUGGAGCAGGGACACCUCAGUCCAGCAGCAUCAAAUCUCAUAGCCACUUCACCACCUUCAGUGUUCCGUAUUGUGUCCCAAAAGCAUUUGUUGUGUCUUCAAACUUAGGCAGCCUGCCCAUCACACUGGAGACAGCAGUGGCGCUACGGAAGGCUCUGUUCGGGACAGCAUUUCAAGUUUUCAAUUACGAAUGGAAGAAAUCCCACUUUAAAUUCCGAGAUCCCUAUUCAGAUCUGGCAUACGCGCUGGAGGCAGAGAGGGGUGGCAUUAGAUCUGUUCAGAUGGCUGUGCAAGCGUAUAUUCUCAAGUACCUGCUGUUCACCCGAAACAGUGAUUUGGAAAGCCAGAACAUUAAGUGCCUGCUUGGAGUGAGCCUUAAAGAGCAAGAAAAUGCACUGGCAGCAGCGCUGUCUGACAUUCUGUGGACGGCAGGGGAAGGAGUCAAGAGCUUUGUUUGUUUGGUGACUGCUGACUGCUAUUUUGCCCCAACAAUCGACUACAAAAUGGACAGCUACACCGAAAGACUCCAGCUCUUCCAGUUCACUGAUAGGGCAAAGCUGCAAAAUUUUAUUGCCGAACAUGUACACUGUUUUAAAGGUGAAGGAAGUCAUGCAGUCAUUCUGUUCCUCUACAGUUUACUCUUGUCAAGGACCUUGGAAAGGCUCUAUAAUGAUAUGGACUGUACAACCCCUCACCUCUUGCAGGUGAGCCUGGGAAACUUCGUCUGCACACAAGCCCUCAUAAACCUCAUGCUCACUGGGAGAGCUAGUCCGAACGUUUUCAAUGGAGACCAACAAUAUGAUAACCAAGGUGUCCUGCUUAAAGAACCAAAGCAUGGAGUCCUUGCCAGAAGUGAUGUGGGCUAUCUCUACUGGAACAGACAUGAACUAGACCACGAGAAUCUCCCACAGGUUGUAAGCAUGUUGAAAACUCCCAAGCUCCCGAUAUGGCUGUGCAACAUCAAUGACACUUUCAGUGUACUGUUCAAUACCAAUAGACUCCUCUUGUCUGACUGGAGGAUGGAGCAUCUCUUCGAUCUGUAUUUUUACAGCGGCCAGUCUUCGCAGACAAAAACCGUCACUCUAACAAUCGAUACUCACUCUCACCACUGGGAGGAUGGGAUGCGCGAGAAGGAAGAAGAUCCCGAGAAGAGGUUCCCCUCAGUGGAAAUGACCAUUCGCACGAAGUGGGAAGGAGCUGCUAUUGACUGGAAUGGAACUGUACCAUUUUUCUGAAUCCCAGCAAGGGAUUCACAGGAGACUGUUAAACCAUGACUAACUGUGUAGUAUUGGGAAGCUGAAGGCUGGCAGCUCAAGUGUUUUAUUGUCCAUUCAUCCCUAGUUCCCUAGUACUGCACAGGCGGAGCCCCGAUAGCAAUUCCAAACUUAUUCAUGUUCUCUGCAGCUGUUCUAAUUGAAGCAUAAAUAGAGAACUCUCUUUAGGCGAUCUUGUGAUCGAUGGUAAUAUUCCUACCUCUGAGUCAGGAGGCCUGGGUUCAAGUCACACCUGCUCCAGAGGUGUGUCAUAAUAUAACUGUGGCAGGUUGAUUAGAAAUACCUAAGUGGAGAACUCUUUCUGUUGCUGUUAACCCAACAACAAAUCUGUUUUGAUGACUUGAACAGCUGGGCCACAUUCAAGGCAACGGAACAUCUAAAUGCAUUUGACAUUAGCCUUGCACCCUUCAGCUCAAACAAAAGCUCCCCCAUCAAUAAGUUGAAUUUGUGCCAGGAUGAAGGCACAAUAAAAACAAUGGGACUUGUGAGACCUGUCCAAGAAAGGCAACCAUGAGCGUAUGGUGUCAUAGAGAUGUACAACAUGGA
Rhincodon typus (whale shark) is the source of this 2098-nucleotide messenger RNA. It is a transcript of the gene mindy4b, whose product is annotated as MINDY family member 4B. The transcript is spliced from 13 exons. The record is from RefSeq and is a predicted model, not a curated record. Gene Ontology annotation, biological process: protein K48-linked deubiquitination. NCBI's taxonomy places the organism in Eukaryota, Metazoa, Chordata, Chondrichthyes, Orectolobiformes, Rhincodontidae. Bases 98 to 1513 code for a protein of 471 amino acids. Gene Ontology annotation, molecular function: cysteine-type deubiquitinase activity; K48-linked deubiquitinase activity.